ACUCUGGUCUGAUUUUAGGGCUCUUGGAGUGCGCGAUGGAGGUGACUCCGCACGCCGAUUUGCUGCUGCUGCAAUCGCGAAUGAAGGAGGAUCCCGGCGGGUAUGAGGCAGAGCUCGAUUUGCAGCUGCGGCAUUUCAAGGCGUGCUUGGGUGUUCUUGAACUGGAGGCGCCGGAUGCUGGGAAUGGGAACGUUUCGUUUGCCGCUCUGGCGCCCGAUCACGCGGCCGCCAAGGAGCUGGGCGAUAUGGCGAUGUUUCUAGCUCAUGUUACGCCCUCGUAUCCCAAGCAGCUGGCUGGAUUUCCGCAUCAGCUACUCAAUUUACUCAAGAAUGCUAGCAAUCGUCUUCCAUCGUCUUUGCGUUGUCACCUUGCGCAAGCUCUCAUUCUUCUUCGCAAUCGAGAGAAAAUUUCUCUCGUGGAAGUCUUGCCAGUGAUGAUAAAGCUUCAAUCCUCAGGAGACAAAAAUCUCAAAAAGUUUGUCUCCUCCCACCUUUUGCAGAACAUCUCUCGCAUGAAUCGCAAGCACAGGAACGAAGCCAAGAACAGGUCCUUGCAGAACAUCAUCUUUCCAGUAAUCCAGGAAGACGAUGAAGCUCGUGCAAAGCAUGCUUUCGUCUUGACUUGCGAGCUCUACAGGCGAAAGGUGUGGAUUGAUCCGCAAACUGCGAAUGCCAUCUGCAACGCUUGUUUCCACAAGUCUCCGAGAAUUAUGAUAGCUACCUUGAAAUUUCUUCAUGGCUACGAAAAUAAAUACGAUGAAGACAGCGACGAGUCCGAUCAAGAAGAUGACACACCCUCGGGAGCUGUUGGUGUGAGCAAGGAAGCCAUAUACAAGUCACAACACAAAGGCACGGUUUCGAGCAAGAAGAAGAAGCAAGCUAAGAUAGAGAGGGCCAUCCGUAGCUUGAAAAAACAGCAGCGGAUAAAAGCGCAGGAGGAAAAAAAAGGAAGCUUUGCACCUCUCGAGCAUCUGCGAGAUCCACAGGAAUUCGCGGAGAAGUUGUUUGCGCGUUUGCAAAACUGUAACGAGAAAUUUCAGGUGAAACUUAUGAUGAUUAUGGUUAUUUCGCGAUGCGUGGGGAUGCAUCAGCUUUUACUACUCAGUUUCUAUCCUCAUUUACAGCGCUAUGUGUCGCCUCACCAACAAGAUGAAACUCAGCUGCUUGCGGCCGCAGUUCAGGCAUGCCACGAUAAGGUUCCAGUUGAUGCAGUAGAACCAUUGCUGAAGCAACUGGUGAACUCGUUUGUGCAUGAUCGCUCGCGGCCUGAGGUUAUUGCCGUCGGUCUAAACACCGUUCGUGAGAUUUGUGCUCGGAUGCCACUGAUCAUGACAAGAGACCUUCUUGAAGAUCUUUCAAUGUACAAAAAAUCCCGAGAAAAAGCAGUAUCUGCCGCUGCGAACUCCAUCAUUGGACUCUAUCGCCAGGUUAAUCCAUCACUUUUAAUGAAGAAGCACCGUGGUCGCGGCACUGAUUUAUCCGUGGAACCAAAGGCUUUUGGUAAAGUCAUUGUUCACACCGACGUGCCGGGCGUAGAGCUUUUGGCGGAGCAAGAGGAGGACGAAGACAAUAGUGGAGAGUGUGGAGACGAAGAUGACGAAAGUGGAAGAGAAGAGGAAGAAGAAAGUAGCGAGGAGGAGGGUGAAGGCAGUGGAGAAGAGCUAGAAGAUGACAACGACGAAGAAGACGAAGAAGAUGACGAAGGCGAAGAUGAUGAAGACAGUGGAGAUGACAACGAAGGGUCAGAUGAAGAUGUGCCCGAGACUUUGGAAAAGAAACUGAAGAAUGGCGAAAUGAAACAGGUUGCGACGCUUAAGCGAAAGAAAAUGGACGGCGAGGAAUCAAACCUUGACGACAUGAGCUUGAGCCAACUUAAAAGGUUUGCGGGUAGCAAACUGGAGGAUGACGAGGUCUCUGGCGAUGGCAUUUUAUCAAACGAAGACUUCCGACGAAUUCGAGAGAUCCAGGCCAAGCGAGAAGCUGAAAAUGCCCUCUCCAAUCACGGGCUUAGGAAAAUCGCUUCGGAGUCACAAAACCAACGUCCGCUUGAUCCUUCAAAACUAGAGGCAAACAUACGAAGAAAGCAAAGCAAAGAAGAGAGAAUUGCUUCGUCCAAGGCCGGAAGGGACGACAGAGGCACCUAUACUUCACGAGCAGCAGUAAAGAAACGAAAGACCGGAGGCUUGAGUAAUCGCCAAAAAGAGAAGAAAAAGAACCUCCCAGUGGCUGCUCGGCGCAUGAAAUCCGCUCGAACUCGCGAGCAUCGAAAAUCCAAGGCUAGAUUGACGAAGAACUUCCGUGGAAAGAAAGCAUGGAAAUAAAGUAUUCUUUGGUUAUGUUAAAAGCACGCUACCAGAUUAAUUAAGCUGGUGCCAGUGGUUUCGGUUUC
Molecule: messenger RNA, 2389 nt
Organism: Selaginella moellendorffii
Lineage: Eukaryota; Viridiplantae; Streptophyta; Lycopodiopsida; Selaginellales; Selaginellaceae
Product: protein SDA1 homolog
Exons: 15
Coding region: 36-2321 (761 amino acids)
Biological process (GO): ribosomal large subunit export from nucleus; ribosomal large subunit biogenesis
Cellular component (GO): nucleolus
Source: RefSeq, a predicted model, not a curated record